AUGGGUAAUUGGGAAAGUAAAGAGCCUGUUAAGAUUGAAGAUUAAUAGAUAGUGAAAGCUACAUAUGUUACAAGAGAUCUAUAAAGCGGUGGUAUUUCUAAAUACUUACCUGUUAAACACGCAGGAAUUUUAGUUGAAACCAAAGAAGAAAAAUAUAUUAUUCAUCAUUUAGGACCUGAUAAAGAUGUUGAAACAGAAUUAUAUAAUGAUGUAAGAAGCUAAAAAUGGAAAGCAGAUAAGAGGAUUAAAGUUAAUAAUAAUACAACUAUAAAAGAAGCAGAGAAAAUUGGAGGUAAAGGAAAAGGAUAUUGGAGAAAUUGCACUUGCAUUGGAGUGGCUUUCAAGAUUUGGUCAGGAUUGUAAUCAGGAUGA
Messenger RNA from Paramecium tetraurelia, 372 nucleotides. RefSeq lists its product as uncharacterized. The record is from RefSeq and is a predicted model, not a curated record. The transcript has a single exon. Lineage: Eukaryota; Ciliophora; Oligohymenophorea; Peniculida; Parameciidae.